AGACUCGGACCUCGCGCACAACUCGCGGCAUAUUACCACCACCGCCACCGGGCAAAACCGCCGCCGGCCGCAGGUGGCGCGCCGCUAUAAAAAGCCGCCACGGGCCCUGCCGCAUCUCCCCAAACAGGCCGGCCGACCGACCAAAGAGAGAGAGCUAGCACACGACGAGCACUAGUGGUAGCGAGCUCUAGGAACAAGAACAACUAAUCCUUUGUGCUUGUUUCCAAGAUGAGCGUGGAGAUCCUGGACGGGCGGACGGUGCAGAGCUUCGUGGAGGACGAGCGCGCGUUCAACUCGUGCGUGGACGCCCGGUUCGCGGCGCUGGACGCGGACCGCGACGGCCGGCUCUCGUAUGCCGAGAUGGCGCGGGAGCUCGCGGCGCUGCGCGUGCGGGAGGCGCACUUCGGCGCCGACGCGCCGGCGCCCGCGGCCGAGCUCGCGCGCCUCUACGGGGCGCUCUUCGCGCGCUUCGACCGCGACGGCGACGGCGCCGUGGGCCCGGACGAGUUCCGCGCCGAGAUGCGGGAGGUCAUGCUCGCCGUCGCCAGCGGCCUCGGCGCGCUCCCCGUCCAGAUGGUCGUCGAGGAGGGCGGCCUCCUCAGGAGGGCCGUCGACAGGGAGCUCGCCGCCACCACGGCAGCCUGCUGAACGCCUCGCCGUCGUCGUCAUGCGCCGCCGUUUGAUCCCUGUGCUGAUCCUGGAUUCCUGACCUCGCUCUGGCGUUGCAGCUCACGGGUCUUUGAGAAUUUCUAAUUAUGCAGUAUCUCGUAGUACACUCAUCAUAACAUAUAGUACUUUACACGCUACUUACUAUCACGCACAAGAGUAUUUGGAUUGUGUACUUAUGUACUAAUAGGCGUGUGUACUAAUUAUCGCUGAGUGAGAUUUCAUUUCAGCAGGCUUUCAGCUGUGUAACCGUGACGCAAACAGUAUUUCUAUACAUGAUCGGAGAGUAUUGAUGAAUU
Panicum virgatum (switchgrass) is the source of this 965-nucleotide messenger RNA. RefSeq lists its product as uncharacterized. Lineage: Eukaryota; Viridiplantae; Streptophyta; Magnoliopsida; Poales; Poaceae. Gene Ontology annotation, molecular function: calcium ion binding. The transcript has a single exon. The record is from RefSeq and is a predicted model, not a curated record. The coding region runs from base 229 to 648 and encodes 139 amino acids.